AUGGGGUUCGGAAACAUCUUUCGCCGUAAGACGACUGAGGAUAGCCUCACUCAGGUUGAUGUGAACAUGACCGAGGAGAGCAAGAGGGAUGUUCCUGCUGAUGGUGUCGCCGCCGAGAACAAUGGUGCCGUCGACGCGGACCAGCCGGCCCAGACUCCGGAGGAGGAGCUUCACCGUGGUGUUCACGAUAUUGAAGCCAUGACCCAAACCUGGUCAAAGGGAGCCUUGAUUGCGGUCUUUUUGAAUAUCUGGCUGCUAUACUUCACAAAUGCGUUCCAAAGCUCGAUCCUCUACAGCUUGAUCCCCUAUAUUAGCAGUCAAUGGGACUCCCACUCACUGCUCAACACAAUCUACAUUGUCGGCGAUGCGAUUACUGCCGCCUGUUAUGUUCCCCUGGGACGUAUGAUGGACCUUUGGGGUCGUGCGGAGGGCUUCUUGUUCAUGACCAUCUGUGCCACAGUGGGAUUGAUCAUGAUGGCCGCCUGCAACAACCUUGCUACUUUCUGUGCCGCCUAUGUCUUCUACUUGCUCGGAUUCGGUGGUAUGACUUACUGUGUUGACGUUAUCACUGCCGAUGCGUCCAUGCUGAAGAGUCGAGGUCUGGCUUAUGCCUUUACCUCCUCUCCCUACAUUAUCACGGCCUUCGCCGGCCCCAAGGCAGCCGACGAUGCUCUGAGCGAUAACGGUAUUGGCUUGCGCUGGCCAUUCGGAAUCUUCUCCAUCAUCUUCCCGAUCGUCGCAACUCCCCUAUACUGCAUCUUGAAGUACAACCUCCGCAAGGCUGUGAAGGAAGGUCACGUUGUCAAGGCAAGCAGUGGAAGGACGAUUCUUCAGAGCAUCUGGUUCUAUAUCAUUGAGUUUGAUGCUAUGGGUGUUUUGCUCUUCUCCGCCGGUCUCGUCCUUUUCUUCCUUCCCUUCGAUAUCGCUGGUAGCGCUCCCAGCAGCUGGGAAACUCCGUACAUCAUUGCCAUGCUGGUCGUUGGUUUCGUCUUGCUCUUCGUCUUCAUCAUUUGGGAGACCUGGAUCGCCCCCAAGCCUUUGCUCCAGUACAAAUUCCUUUUCAACCGUACUGUCAUCGGUGCUUGCUUGCUCGACGCAACUUAUCAGAUUUGCUACUACUGCUGGGACAACUACUUCACCUCGUUCUUGCAGGUGGUCAACGAUCUUUCCGUCGCUGAUGCGGGAUAUGUUGGUAACACCUUUGACGUUGUGUCUGGUGUCCUGCUGUUGAUUGUUGGUGUCGCCAUCCGGAAGACUGGCCGUUUCAAGUGGCUCCUGUGGAUUGCAGUUCCUCUCUACACCUUUGCUCAAGGCUUGAUGAUCUACUUCCGUCGCCCCAACCAGUCUGUCGGCUACCUUGUCAUGUGCCAAGUCUUCAUCUCUAUCGGUGGUAGUGUGUUUAUCAUCGUUGAACAGAUUUCUAUCUUGGCCGCGGUUGACCAUCAACACGUUGCUUCGGUGCUUGCCCUGCUUAACGUCGUUGGUACCGUUGGCGAUGGUAUAGGUGCGACCAUCUCCAGUGCGAUCUGGCAAAACACUUACCCGAACGCGCUGAGGAUGUACCUCCCCGAAUCAGCUAUGGAUAACUUUGAGAAUAUUUACGAGGAUAUUGACACCCAGUUGAGCUAUGCUGUUGGAACCCCGACCAGACUUGCAAUUCAGCGUGCGUAUGGUUAUGCUCAGACCAGAAUGCUUGCUGUUGGUACUGGUAUCAUGGUUCUGGCCUUUGUUUGGACAAUGAUGAUCAGAAACAUUGACCUGAAGAAGGUGCCCCAGGUUAAGGGUAUGGUGUUCUAA
This is a messenger RNA of Penicillium cataractarum, 1797 nucleotides long. RefSeq names its product MFS siderophore iron transporter. The transcript is spliced from 4 exons. Bases 1 to 1797 code for a protein of 598 amino acids. NCBI's taxonomy places the organism in Eukaryota, Fungi, Ascomycota, Eurotiomycetes, Eurotiales, Aspergillaceae. Gene Ontology annotation, molecular function: transmembrane transporter activity. The record is from RefSeq and is a predicted model, not a curated record. Gene Ontology annotation, biological process: transmembrane transport.